GAUCGAGAUAGAAGGUACAGUAUUUGUCGCUUCCCUUAUAACGUCUCCAUGUACGCUUCUUCCUCUUUUAGGACUGUAGCUAACAUCCAUCUCAGGUUUGAUGACCGACGUGGCGGGGAAAGCUACCGCCCGUCAGACAGAAUAGAUCGUUCUGCAUCUCGAGACUUCACACGCUCUCCUUGGACGCCUGCUCGAAACCGGUCACCUCGUCCCUUGGCCGAUACAUGGGUACCAUCUGGUGGUCGGCCAUCUGAUCGUCCGCGCAGUCGCUCUCCGCCUCCGUCCUUUCGGCGUCGGUCGCGCAGUCCUCCAUAUCGAAAUCGAGAUGCGGGAAUCGGAUACCGUGGGAGGACACGAUCGCCUCCACGAAGACUUUCUCCGAGAAGAGACCAAAGAAUCAGGUCUCCCAAUCGUCAUUCUUGGCGCGGAGGGUCUCCUUAUUCUGGACCACGGUCUCCGCGCGCUUCGAGACCCCGUAGUCCGCCUAAGCGCAUCAGGGGGCAUUCUCCCUCCGGUCGCUAUUCAAGGUCCCCCAGACGGGAACGCUAUGGCUCAUCUGCCUCGGAUAGACAUACGAGAGCACCUUCACCGGCUCGACGGGGUAUAACACGAGGAGGCAGUUCGCGAGGGGGGUUUUCUACUCGUUCGCGUAGUCCUACACUUAGAGACAGAGGCCGGGAGUCUUUCGCGGCUAACGCGUCCAGAAGACGCUCUCCUACACCUCCAAGACAGGCUCCAUCUACGCAUGCAUCUGCCCAAGGUUCCACUGCUACGUCUCAGCGAUCAUCACCGCGUAUACAUCCCGACAGGCUUAGCGUACCUGCGUCGGAGCACCCAAGUCACUCUCCAGCAAGUCGAUCAGAUACUCCUCGACGCGAUUCUAGGCCUAGGGAUACACCAUCUUCACAUAUGAUGAAGUCACCUUCCGAAGAUCAGGGGCAACCUUCUCAGGAACAACAUCAAACGGCGUCACCCAACACAAUGGACCUAUCAGUCCCGAGAAGUGGCGAGCGUGGUCGUGAUGGAGAUGCCAGUGAAAUAACACGACGCUCAUCAAAACCGUAUGCGCCAACAGUAUCAGUCCCACCAAGUGGACCACAGGCGCUUAGGAGACAGUCAAAUGCUUCUUGGGUCUCGUCCACACCAACUUCUCGUGAGAUGCAACUUCCAUCUGGCCCUUCAAACAGUUUUGCGGCUGCAUCUACAGCAGGUCGUGGGAGCAACAUUUCCUUACUUUCCGCCCCAACCAGGCCCCGUGGUGGUCCUAGUUUCAGUAACCGUGAGAGUCCACGUGAACCAUCAUGGGCAGCAACUGCGCCGCCGCCGCCGCGUCGUGGACCUAUCCAGCAAACUUAUCACGGGACUCCUCCCACAGGACCUCGGGGCAGCUUUGCGCCUCCUCCGCUGGGAUACGACUCCUCGCGACAUCCCCAAUAUCGACGAAGCAGUAGUACUUCCGGUAUUCAUCCUCGCGCUCAGAAGGUCACGAAUCAUCUUUCGGGCCUCCCUGCUAUUAUCGCGGGAGGAAAGCUCCUUCCGUCCCCGUUGGAUCCCGCAACUGAGAGACGACUGUCCCAGCUAGAAACAGAUCAGGAGAAGUUAUUCGAACAAGUCGCGGAGAAACAGAGAUUGAAAAGGGCUGUUCUCAGGGACUGGGACAAGUUGGACAGGGAGAGCGCAACCGGUGCGUUGAGAAGUGAAUUGGCUGAAGGUCAUUUGCAGCGCAUGGCCGAGGGGGAGAGUAUUGGUGGCGGAACGGCGUUCUGAAAGGCCCUCUUUAUUUACUUCCUGAUUUAUGAGCGCACUGGAGCAGGUCGGCGUUGGGAAUGACUGGGAGCACGGUGGAAAAUUGCAUCGAUAUGGGAUACCUAUGGUGGGAAGGGUCUGUAUGAAUAAUAGCAUGAGGAGUUAUCAGCGGGCAUAUUUUGUUUGUAACAGCAUAGCUAGACUUAAGAAGUAUUAAUUUUAACUACUAUGGUAUUCAAUGGUGG
This is a messenger RNA of Paecilomyces variotii, 1991 nucleotides long. RefSeq lists its product as hypothetical. The transcript has a single exon. Bases 49 to 1767 code for a protein of 572 amino acids. Lineage: Eukaryota; Fungi; Ascomycota; Eurotiomycetes; Eurotiales; Thermoascaceae. The record is from RefSeq and is a predicted model, not a curated record.